Stegodyphus dumicola is the source of this 901-nucleotide messenger RNA. It is a transcript of the gene SmB, whose product is annotated as small ribonucleoprotein particle protein SmB. The record is from RefSeq and is a predicted model, not a curated record. Lineage: Eukaryota; Metazoa; Arthropoda; Arachnida; Araneae; Eresidae. Gene Ontology annotation, molecular function: snRNP binding; RNA binding. Gene Ontology annotation, biological process: mRNA splicing, via spliceosome. Gene Ontology annotation, cellular component: U2 snRNP; U4 snRNP; U1 snRNP.
CUUUGCAACAAUUAGAUGGCGUUGCCGCCUGAUGAUUCAAUUCUGGUUGCUAUGACAAUUAGCAAGAACAACAAGAUGCUUCAGCAUCUUAAUUAUCGUAUGAGAGUGACUCUGCAAGACAGUCGGAUAUUUAUUGGCACAUUUAAGGCAUUCGACAAACACAUGAACUUGAUUUUGGGAGAUUGUGAAGAAUUCCGUAAAAUUAAACCCAAGAAAAACAAAGAUAGUGAGAAAGAAGAGAAAAGAGUUUUAGGGUUAGUUCUACUACGAGGAGAAAACAUUGUUUCAUUGACAGUUGAAGGACCUCCUCCAGCAGAAGAAUGGAUUCCACGAGUUCCCAUACCUGGAGCAACACCUGGACCUGGCCUUGGACGAGCAGCUGGAAGGGGGCUUCCUGCAGCACCUGUGGGAACUGCACCAGUUGGUCUUCAAGGUCCUGUUCGUGGAGUAGGUGGACCUUCUCCCCAGGUUAUGACUCCACAAGGACGUGCUGCUACUGCUGUCACUGCUCCACCACAAAUGCGCCCACCUCCUCCGGGACCUACUCCACAAGCUCAAAGAAUGCCUGGACCUCCUAUGCCAGGAAGAGCUGGUCCACCACCAGGAAUGAUGGGACCACCACCAGGCAUGAUGGGUCGAGGAAUGCCACCUGGAACUAUGGGACGAGGAAUACAGCAGCAAAUGACACCACCUGGUAUGAGAGGCCCACCUCCUGGUAUGAUGCGAGGAGCACCACCUCCUGGUAUGAGACCACCACAUCCACCACGUGGCUGAAUGACAGAAAAAUAAAAUUUGUCAAUUUUUAUCCAUCUUUUGCUAUACAUUAUCAAGUUUUUGCUUUGUUUAAUUAAUGCUGUAAAUUAUUCAUUAAUUGCUGUUAAAUAAACCAUGUUUAAGUCUA